Cyphomyrmex costatus is the source of this 1781-nucleotide messenger RNA. Its product is annotated as protein SHQ1 homolog. Gene Ontology annotation, cellular component: nucleoplasm; cytoplasm. The record is from RefSeq and is a predicted model, not a curated record. Lineage: Eukaryota; Metazoa; Arthropoda; Insecta; Hymenoptera; Formicidae. The coding region runs from base 1 to 1509 and encodes 502 amino acids. The transcript has 9 exons. Gene Ontology annotation, biological process: box H/ACA snoRNP assembly.
AUGUUGACUCCGCGCUUCGAGAUCACGCAGACCGACGAGGAGGUGACGAUAAUUAUCCAUGCUCCAUACGCGAAUAUAAAAGACACGGAGGUGUACGUCGACGGAACCGAUUUCCUAUUUUUCUCCACUCCGUAUUUUCUCAAACUGCAGCUUCCAGGUAAGAUAGAAGAAAACGAUUCAUCCUCUGGUGCUUAUGACUGCGAGAAAGGUGACUUUACCUUACAUUUCUCCAAAGUAAACAAGGAGGAGCAUUUUGAAAACUUGGAAAUGAUAACAAGUCUUCUGGCACCAAAAAAGAAAAGCACUGUUAUACCUAACAUUGAAGUAAUCGGUAAUCCAUUUGUGGCUUCAACAGAUAUGAGUGAAAACAAUGUAGAUAAUUCUGGAAAUAAUUGUUCUCCACCUCAUGAUAAUUUUGUAGGAAAUGCAAUGAGUCUUAUAAACUCUCCAAAGUAUGGUUUUGCUAAUAAAAUAUCAGGAGCUUUAAUCGCUUUUGAGAAUAUAUGGAUUAAAGAAAUAAUAGAUCUUCCUACUCCUGAUGUAACUUCUGAUGUAGAAAGAAAAAGUUUGCGAGAACAGCGUGAAUUAAGUGAUUUCUCCGAGGAACAUUAUAUGGCAGAUCUGAUGGAAUCGGAAGUCACUAAGCCAUGCUUAAUAUAUCAAGCAGAAUGGGAUAUAUUACAAAAAGAUCAAAUAGCAUUUAAUGAAGCAGAAAUCGAUCUGUUAAAGGAACUUCCAAAUAAAGAAUAUUUAUUAAAUGCUGAAGAUAUAGAAAAAUUAUGUUUCAAUCUAGUCGACAUCUUAUAUGCCAAUUGUUAUAAUCAUCGAACAACAUUAGGAGAAAAUAAUUCAGAAAGUAGCUGGACUAUUAAUAAACUAAGUUCUACGUUAUGUUGGUUUCAAAACUUUACUUCUCUAGAUGAGGUUGUAACAGCAUGUAUUCGAAGGGCGCUUUGUUAUCCACUUUACAGAAAUUGGGAACUUUCUAUUAAAUUAUUAGAAGACGUUAAAAAAGUUCUGUCAUUAGGAAAGAAAUAUAUCGUUAAACGCUUCUGUGAAAUACACAGUCUCUUCAAUAAUUCAUUUGAACCAAGAUACAUACUGAACCAAUUGUAUAUAAAGGAUUUUCUAAUUUGGUUGCAAACGUUAUCUGAUUCCUUAAUAGAAUCUCUUCAUUCUUCACUAAAUAAUAUUCAUCCAAACAAAGAAAAUAUAGGAUUAGAAUUAGUAGAACUGGAAAUGGCAGCUUGUUCUGUCCAAGAAGAUUUUGUUAUAGAAAAUACUAUUCACCAAAUGACCAAUAAUAUUGAAACACUAUCUAUGAAUAUUGACAAACAGGAAACGCCAAAGAAUGUAUACCAUGUUAAUCAAAAAAUUUUUAAGUGUUUAUUAUCGAGCAGUUCAAGUUCAACGGAUAGCAGCGAUACAGACUCUGAUAGCAAUACAUCAAGCAGCAGUAGUAGCAGCAGCAGUCUAGAUUCUGAUGAUUUAGAUGACGAGCCCAAAUAAAUGAGCAAAAACUGAUAGCUCCAAUGAAUCAUGAUAUAAAGACAAAGGUAUGCUUAUCCGGUGGUAACCCACUGCGCAGAAUUUCGGAAUAGUGGGGAUGUCACCAAGCAUACGUCAUUAUCGACUGUUUCCGAAACAAUUCGAGCAGGUUUGGCUCGUGAAGUAUGGCCAUGUUCAUAUAGGAUGGACUGUUGAUAGUAGUGGGGAUAGAAAGACUAGUAGAGUGAGAGGCGGAUAAUUAGAUGAUCGUUCGGGAGUUCCGAAGAACCACU